Haliotis rufescens (red abalone) is the source of this 2470-nucleotide messenger RNA. RefSeq lists its product as uncharacterized. Lineage: Eukaryota; Metazoa; Mollusca; Gastropoda; Lepetellida; Haliotidae. The coding region runs from base 78 to 1757 and encodes 559 amino acids. The transcript has 5 exons. The record is from RefSeq and is a predicted model, not a curated record.
AGAUUGCUCUUCUGUCUAUAUAACGAAUAUAGCCGGCGCCAGUGGUGUUUUGCAACAAAUCUGACUUCACCGACAGCAUGGGUUUGAUGCGUUUCAUUUUCAAACAAAUAGUUUUCAUACUUUUGUAUGGUAUAUUUCGUCAGGAAGUGUCGUCUGUUAUCACUGAAGAGCAGACGAGAUCUAUUGAAGCUUUUGUAUCGGAGUACAUGGCAUGCAAGGGCGUGUCUGGCCUAGGUAUUGGGAUCGUCAAGGAGGAUGCGGUGGUUGCGAGAGGAUUCGGAGUAGAGGAUGUUGACAAGCAGAGGAACGUUACAGCAGAUGGAACUCUGUUUGCCAUUGGUUCUACGACGAAGGGAUUCACGGCAGUAGUCUUGGCUAUUGCCAUGGAGGAAACGCAAGGAAGGUUGACGUGGGACUCAAAAGUCGCUGAUGUUUUGGGCGAAGACUUUCGGUUUAUAGAUGAAGAGAGAACCAAACUGACAACUAUAAAGGACUUGCUAGCUCACCGAACUGGUCUGAUGGGCCCCGGCGUGGCUUUGUUCUACAAGUACGACAGCACCUAUACUCGCGCUGAUCUAGCAAGGGAUAUUCGCUAUCUGGAAGAGAAGGUGGGUUUUAGGGAUCGCUGGGUGUACAACAACUUCAUUGUGACCUUAGCUGGUCACGUGGCCGAGGUCAUCACAGAGAAAACAUGGGAAGAACUUCUCCAGCUGACUAUCUUUGACCCUUUAAACAUGACCAGCUCGGGGGUGCUCGGGACGCCCAUCCUCGAGUCACCAGGACGGUUUACACCCGGGUACUACAAGAAGGUUGGGAGCGUCUUGCAGACUCCUCGCCAUGCGUACAGCAUCCACCCUCUGGAGCCUGCAGGAGGUAUUGUAGCUACGGUCGAUGACAUGGUGAAAUGGUUACAAUUCCUCACAGCUGACGGCAGGACUGAGGAAGGGAGACAACUGCUGUCAGCGCCAAUGAUGAAGUCCAUGUUUGAUGUGCACAUGUUUGUCCCUGGUGACGACAACCUUGUCAGCAUGCCUACGUUCCCAGUAGCACAUCUACAUCGAGGCUAUGGACUGUCUUGGGACAUAGGAAACUAUAGAGGUUUCCAGUUUCUGUGGCACGCUGGUCUUAUUGGCGCCCACGUCUCGAUGGUAGCUGUGUUGCCGCAAUUCAAACUUGCCCUCUUCAUCUCUAGCAACACGAUGACCGAUCUCCAGCCGAUAGUGUACUACGUGGUGGACCUACUGUCUGGGCUACCCCAGUGGCUCAACUCAACAUCCGCGUGUUCUUUUCCAUCACCAUGGAAACAGGACUUACACAAAUCGAACGAGUCAGGUUCUGAGACAGAUGGGCACAAAAAAACAGGCACCCCUACCGACACCGAAAUCAGAAUGGAGUCGUACAUAGGAAGCUACGGGCACAGAGUUUUCGGCGAGUUACAAGUUAGCCUCAAUAGGUCCAUACAAAAGCUAUAUUUAUGUUAUGGGGCGUUACAAGGGCCACUCGUGAUUGAGGACACAAAUAAACAUGUAUUUCAGCUUAAUGGAGUUCCAAACUACGUCAGAUUCAGAACAAUGGUGCAAGGGAAAUUUCAGAAUUUUGUGUUCCUCGAUGAGAGUUUGUUUUACACAAGAGGAGUGCGCCUUUCCGAUCCGGUCAGCGGCAGUGUGCGUUGUUCUUAUCACUGCCUCGUUCUGACAGUGCUGGCGAUUUACUGGAUGACAGGUGUACAUGAUAAAUAUGUGUAUUGGACGCAAUGAUGCCAAAAGCACGACCAGGUUAAGGGUUGUGCAGACUUCUUUUGUAAACAGAAAAAAGUAUAUGUUUCAAUGAUAAAGUAUUGCACUUGCAUCUUGACAUGUCGCCGCUGGGUUGGGGUAAACAAUUUUCUCUCCCUGUUCUUGUUUUGAUGAGCUGAUCGCGUGAGCCGCAUCUUAAUCGAGUGAGAGCUAGUCGGAACUCAACACCAUUGUCUCUUUAUCUGUUGGUUAUGGACCGGACUAUAGACAGACAGAAGUAAAACAAAAACACGUCGAUAGUUAGAGCAUCUUAAUUGCUUAUUACAUAUAGGCUGUCUCGUUGGCCCUCGUUUACAAGUAGGGGCGGUCGGUUAGCCUGGUGGUUAAAGCGUUCGCUCGUCACGCCGAAGACCCGGGUUCGAUUCCCGACAUGGGUACAAUGUGUGAAGCCCAUUUCUGGUGUCCACCGCCGUGAUAUUGGUGGGAUAUUGCUAAAAACGGCGUAAAACCAUACUCACUCACUCAAUCGUUUACAAGUACAUCUGUUUAAGCAUGAAGGCACACUACAUUUAGGCCACACAUAACAUAUGAUAAGCGAUAGAAAUUGGCACUCGUCCUAUAGUCCUUGCCAUACUGCCCAAUGGUUAAUGUAGUAGCAGACAUUUGCCAUUUGUUAUGGAUUUGUUAUAUGAUAUCAUUAUAAGGAUCAGUGGAUUAAACAUGUUAGUUCAUUA